Molecule: messenger RNA, 2752 nt
Organism: Chaetomium fimeti
Lineage: Eukaryota; Fungi; Ascomycota; Sordariomycetes; Sordariales; Chaetomiaceae
Product: P-loop containing nucleoside triphosphate hydrolase protein
Exons: 1
Coding region: 135-2525 (796 amino acids)
Biological process (GO): cellular response to heat; protein refolding; protein unfolding
Cellular component (GO): mitochondrial matrix; cytoplasm
Molecular function (GO): ATP binding; ATP hydrolysis activity
Source: RefSeq, a predicted model, not a curated record
AUCUUAUGGUCGCGGACAUUGCCACAACCUUCACCUGUUGAAGUUGGCUUAAAGGUGUGCAAUGCACCCUUACAUCGACGUACAUGCGUCGAUGCAACAAUUUUCUUCUCAGUUUGUAAAACAAAUUCUGUAAAAUGCAAGCAAGGGUUCAACUCCUGUCAACUGCUUCUCGGCGGCUUGCGGCCGUGGAGAGGGGCACUUUGCGACAGCGCCAAUUCCCACGAACCUUGACAGUUACUCCGCGAGUAACGGCGGCGACAAAUUCUUUACACAUCUUGCCUACCGUUACGGCUCGAGCAUAUUCUAAUGGCAGGCCACACCCACCUGGUGGUACCCACCGCAUGAACCUUGGAGGCGAACCUGAGAAGCCGGCGCUCGAGCAAUAUGGAGUCGAUUUGACGGCGAGGGCGAGUGCGGGCAAGCUGGAUCCUGUUAUCGGUAGGUCGGCUGAGAUACAGCGCACCAUACAGAUCCUCUCCCGCCGAACGAAAAACAAUCCUGUCCUCAUUGGAAGCGCCGGUGUUGGCAAGACUGCUGUUCUCGAAGGGCUGGCCCUCGAGAUCGUGCGCGGUGCCGUUCCAGAGAGUAUUAAGAACAAGAGGGUGAUCACCCUCGACCUCGGAUCUCUCAUCGCCGGUGCGAAGUUUAGGGGUGACUUCGAAGAGCGGCUAAAAAAGGUACUCACGGAAGUCCAACAAGCGAACGGGGAGGUUAUCCUUUUCAUCGACGAGCUUCACACUCUUCUCGGACUGGGCAAGGCGGAAGGCUCUAUCGACGCAUCAAACCUCCUGAAGCCGGCCCUCUCGAGGGGAGAACUACAAUGCUGCGGCGCCACGACUCUCGCCGAAUAUCGCCAGAUUGAGAAGGACGUCGCUUUGGCCAGACGGUUCCAACCAAUUCUCGUCGGUGAGCCAACGGUACAAGACACGAUCAGUAUCCUCCGCGGUAUCAAGGAAAAAUAUGAGGUCCAUCACGGCGUCCGUAUCACCGACGGCGCCCUCGUUGCCGCUGCAACCUACUCGAACCGCUACAUCACCGACCGCUUCCUCCCCGACAAAGCAAUCGACUUAAUGGACGAAGCCGCUAGUUCGCUGAGAUUACAACAAGAGAGCAAGCCCGAAGAUAUUUUACGCCUCGAUCAGAAGAUUAUGACCAUCCAGAUCGAACUUGAAAGCCUACGGAAGGAAAAAGACGUUGCGAGCAAGGAACGGCGGGAGAAGCUCGAGGAGGACCUGAAGAAGUGUCAGGAAGAGGAACAAGCCUUGACGGGCAAGUGGGAGAAAGAAAAGGCUGAAAUUGAUGCCAUCAAGCAAACGCAAGCCGAGCUCGACAAAGCUCGGGUUGAGCUAGAGCUGGCGCAGAGAGAUGGCAAUUUUGCAAAGGCGUCCGAGCUAAGAUUUGGCACCAUACCCAACCUCGAGCAAAAGUUGCCGAAGGACGGCGAGAAACCGGAAGGCGAGAGCACACUGAUCCACGACUCGGUCACAGCUGAUGACAUUGCCAAUGUUGUCUCGAGGAUUACCGGCAUCCCGAUAUCGAAGUUGACGAGCGGCCACACGGAAAGGCUCAUCCACAUGGAGGAUAUCCUCAGGGAGUCUGUCCGCGGCCAAGACGAGGCGCUCAAGGCUGUUGCGGAUGCAGUACGGAUGCAGAGAGCCGGCCUCAGCGGCGAGAAUAGGCCUCUCGCGUCUUUCUUCUUCCUCGGUCCUACCGGCGUCGGCAAGACGGAAUUAUGCAAGAAACUCGCCAGCUUCCUCUUCUCCACCGAGACUGCCGUCGUCCGCUUCGACAUGAGCGAGUUCCAAGAGAAGCACACCAUCUCACGCCUCAUCGGCGCGCCCUCUGGCUACGUGGGCUACGAAGACGCCGGCCAGCUGACAGAAGCCGUUCGGCGCAAGCCAUACGCGGUGCUCCUAUUCGACGAAUUCGAGAAGGCGCACCGUGACAUCUCAGCCCUGCUCCUCCAGGUCCUAGACGAAGGCUACCUGACCGACGCGCAGGGCCACAAGAUCGACUUCCGGAACACCAUCAUCGUCCUGACCUCCAACCUCGGCGCCGACAUCCUCGUGGGCGCCGACCCGAUCCACCCCUACCAGGAAACCGAAGACGGCGACAUCCACCCCGAGGUCAAGAACGCCGUCAUGGACGUGGUCGCCGCGCAGUACCCGCCCGAGUUCCUCAACCGCAUCGACUCCUUCAUCGUCUUCAAGCGGCUCGCCCUCGGCGCGCUGCGCGACAUCGUCGACAUCCGGCUGCGCGAGCUGCAGGCGCGCCUGGACGACCGCCGCAUCGCCCUCGCCGUGCCCGACGACGUGCGCCAGUGGCUCGCCGAGCGCGGCUACGACCCCAAGUUCGGCGCCCGCCCGCUCAACCGCCUCAUCACCACGCAGAUCGGCAACGGCCUGGCGGACAAGAUCAUCCGCGGCGAGGUGAAGGCCGGCGACAACGCCGUGGUGGCGCUGAAUCCGGAUAAGAGCGGCUUGAGUAUUGUGGCGCGGCAGAGCGCCGAACAGGAGGAGGCGUGAGGUUAUGAGGUUGAUUGGUUAAUGAUUAAUGACAGCGGGCUAGUAGUGUAUAAAAUUGUAUAUUUGAGCUAGGAAUCGCCACUUCGUCGAUUGGAAACAAGAGUCUAGCAGAGAGAGGGGAGCAUUUAUAGGGCGUUUAAAAGGAGGCGUCUCGCGGACGGUGCAUGGCUCUUGUAUGUACAUACAAUCAAAACGGAUACAGUACAAUACCACUCCAAGUUACAAGU